Hemiscyllium ocellatum (epaulette shark) is the source of this 2137-nucleotide messenger RNA. RefSeq names its product FA complementation group L (gene fancl). Gene Ontology annotation, cellular component: Fanconi anaemia nuclear complex; nucleus. Lineage: Eukaryota; Metazoa; Chordata; Chondrichthyes; Orectolobiformes; Hemiscylliidae. The record is from RefSeq and is a predicted model, not a curated record. The transcript is spliced from 15 exons. The coding region runs from base 90 to 1211 and encodes 373 amino acids. Gene Ontology annotation, molecular function: ubiquitin protein ligase activity. Gene Ontology annotation, biological process: interstrand cross-link repair; protein monoubiquitination.
GACAUUUGUGAAUGACGGUACAGAGGGGGACUUGGGAGAAGCGAGAUUCAGCUCAAGGACGGAACAAAUCUCUGUCUUUUUGAUAAACCAUGGCAGAUUGUGAUGGUUUGAUCGAUGAGUGCCCUCUUCUGAUACCUCAGAACAAACAGAAGACCGUGUUUGAUGGCUUCAUUAUGGUUAAGGACAAAGAGUUUCGUAUAAGAAUUCUGUUGCCAGAACAGAAAUGUUUGCGAAAUGCAAGACUUCAAUGUAGCUGGCAGUUAAAACAAGUCUUGCGAGGAUACCAGCACAUAGUAAAGCAGAGACUGCAACACUGCUCUGACUUGGUCAGUUUCAUGUUGGAAUUCAAGACUGUUUUGGAAAUUGCAUUAAGGAACAAAAAUGACCUGGCAGCUCCUCCUCCUCCACAAUAUUAUGCACAGCUUAUUAAAGAAAUUGAAAGUUUGGGUUGGGAUAAACUUGCUUAUAUGGAUGCAGAGUUCAGAACCAUUAAGCUGAAAGCUGAGGAUUCUGCAGGUCGAGAGCAUAUGAUCACAAUUAAAUUAAAAUCAAAGUACCCAGCUGAACCACCUGAUUGUUCCACAGAUUUUCCUGUUCCAUUUGUGAUUUCUUGGACACAGCAGAGCUGUUUGAUACAUCUUCACAGUCAGUUUCUGGCAGCAGUGGAGUCACUGCAGGAAUUCUGGGAUAUUAUGGAUGAGAUAGAUGAGAAGACCUGGGUGCUAGAACCAGAAAAACCAGCACGUGCAACCACAACGCGCAGAAUUGCCAUUGGUAACAAUGUUUCAAUAAAUAUAGAAGUGGAUCCGCGGCAUCCUAAAAUGUUGCCUGAAUGCUGCUUCCUUGGUGCCGAUCAUGUGGUAACUCCACUGAGAAAUAAACUGAACGCCAACAUGCAUCUUUGGUCUCCAGAGUGCACCGUGCUGCAAAAUCUAAAGGAUAUGUUGGAGGUAGACUUUCCAUCCCCGGACAGUCAUGAAAAGUCUAGUUUCAGUAUGGAAUGUGGAAUCUGUUAUGCAUACCGUCUGGCUUCAUCCAUACCGGAUCAAGUGUGUGAUGACCCGCGCUGUGGUCAGCCAUUCCAUCAAGAGUGCCUUUAUGAGUGGUUACGAGGGCUGCCUCAUUCAAGACAGAGCUUUAACGUCAUUUUUGGUGAAUGCCCUUAUUGCAAUAAGCCAAUUACAGUAAAGAUGACUAUCAAGAAAUCCUAACCACGGUUGUGUGAAGAUUCUUCAUAUGAAUAUUUGUUAACAAGAUGUCUAAUUUCUGAAGUUGACAACCAUGUUAAGAAAUUUAUUAAUCUAUUCCUAAUUGUAAGAAGAUUAACCUUGUAUAUCUGACAGCUUAUAAACAUGAUUUAAUGAAUACUGUGAUUGCGUACACUAAUUUGUCAUAACUGCAAAUAGUUAAUACAAUUCUUGUGAUAAAAAGAAUUUCAAAAUCCCAUUUAACAAAAGCUGAUUCAGAUUUAUUCUGUCGCCAUAAAUAAACUGAUGUAGAGUGUUCUUAAUAGUGCUAAAUUUAGUCUGUUUAUUCAAUAGCUUUAUGCAAAAGAGGCUGUUAAACUGUCUGAAAAGUUAACUUAUUACACAGCACAGAAAGAGUGACGGCUCUGAUAAAUUGUACAGUACUUAAAAAAACAUGAUUACUAGGAUUAUCAAUACUAUCAAGACAAGAACCGCAAAACCAUACAGUAAGACAUCUGAUUUUAUUCGGAUUUGAUCCUGGAACAUGAUGGACGGUACUGUUGGCUCAGUCACUCUUGUUUCCUUCUGAACAGUCAUUGUGACCUCUGGUUUACUGUAAGUAAGCUGAGGACCUCUUGGAAGUUCAGUUGGACCAAUUAUUCUUGCUUUGUUCUGAACAGUCAUUGUGACCUCUGGUUUCCUAACCUUGACCUGAGGUGAUAUUGAGGAUUCAAAUGAACCAAUCAUUUUUGAUUUGUUUUGUACAGUCAUUGUGACCUCUGCUUUUCUAUCCCUUCGCUUCAGUGAAGUUGCAUGUUCAACAUUACGCAGUGUGUUACUUUUCUCUUUUGUUGAUUUUGGUUCGUGUUGAGUUUGUUGUCUUGUUUUGUGUCUUGUUACAGCAGCCUGUAUGAGAAAUUUAUUAUACACAUUAAAAUGAUGAAAAGUAA